UUUAUCCUUUAUUCCUUUUUGAGUCACAGUGACACAUUUGACGAGAGUGGUGAUCCAAACGCGAGUCGGGUCCACCAAGCGAAGAUCGGACCCGUAUCUGAUUUCAUCCGGCUAAGCAUUUCCCCAAGAGGCAGAUGGAGCAGCUGAAUAAUCAUAACCUCAAUCCUGCCUUUCAAAAAUGAGCGCGAAGCGGACUUCUCGAACAUCAAUCGAAGACUACACUCUCGAUGGUCUUGGCUCCUGUUGACAAUGAGCCAUUUCCUUGAACACCUGCGCCAAGUUGUGCGGCAAGCCAGACGGCAUCCGUCGUCCCAGCGGCCAAGAAAGUCUCCUAUAAACUCAAAGCCUGUGGGAAACACUCGUACGGUCUGGGAGAAGCUUCCCGUGGAUGUUCUAGUGAAGAUCCUGGUACAGUGCGAACUCGAAGAGAUCCAUUCCUUCUCGGCUACAUGCCGCCUCCUACACCAGCGGGUCUAUCACGAUGAGGCUGCCAUCGCGGAAGCCUAUCUCCAGCAUCGGAGGCGAGAGGAUCCAUACCACCUUCAAGGGCAUCGAGAACCCAACGUCGCCAUCGGUGACGACCUCACCUUCAUCUCCGAUCUCUUCCCGCCGCCGCCUCCCCACUACACCCCGAGCGGCACGCUGGAAGAAUCGCCCGACUACUCGUUCGGCUACCUGACCGAUCUCACGCGGUGCUGGCGGACCUGCGUGCGGCUGUCCUUCUACCUUGCCGAAUACCUGGUGCAGCAUUACCUCGAGACCGACCCCACGGCGCGGGAGCUAUGGGCCUCCUCCAAAACAGAGAAGGAGUUCGUCUACAGCAAGGGCGUCGGCGCACUGCAAGCCCGCCUGCUCCCAUCCAUAACCUACCUCGUCUACUUCCUGGAAUCCUGCGCCGACACCACCACCCCGACACACUCCCUCGAGUGCCAGGAACGCAUCCUCCAAGAACCCCCCUUCACCGACCCCGAGAUCCUGCUCUCCACCCACCACACCAUGCACACCCUCAUCCACACCGUCCGCCACCUCAUGGCCCCGGAUAUCCCCUACACCUCCUCCCAAACCUGGGUCAGUCUCCUGCUCACCACCUCCACCCUCGAACGCAUCGUCGAUCUCUUCGUCGCCGUCGCGGCCGAUUCCAGCCAGCAGCAGCAGCAGCAGCAGCAGCAGCAGCUAGAUCCCAGGAAGAAGAAGGAGAAGCAUGAUCGCCACCACCACAGCCACGAACACAACCACCACAACCAAGACCAUGAACAUCCACCUCCCCAACCACAAUCACAACCCCACCAAUUGCCCCACAAAAUCUCCCCAACCACAACGACAACCCACUGGUCCCACCGCAUGGACUUCCUGUGGCACAUGCGCCGCGACUACGGCGACUACCUGGCGGCGCUGGUGGGCGACGGCCAAGACGACCCCCCGGACACCGGCCACUCGGGGAUGGUGCCCCGGCUGCAGGAGAUCUGGUUCGCGGCGGCGGAGCGCGAGAUCCGUGGGCGGGGGCUGGCGGCCCAUGCGGCCGAGGUGGUGGGCGUUCUGCAUGGUGGGGGCCCGCGAUUGGGGUGUGCGGUUUGUUUGUAGGUAAGUCGGUUGGUUCCAGGUUGGGUCGGCUGAUUCUAGGCUGUUCGUGGGGAUGUACUGUAUAUACCUCCAGUGUAGGAGAUGGAGUAUGCUGUGUAUGCUGUGUAUACUAGUAUAUAUCCUCGAUGUUGUGUAUAGCCUAUAUGUACUGUGUAUACUA
Messenger RNA from Aspergillus uvarum CBS 121591, 1741 nucleotides. Its product is annotated as F-box protein. Gene Ontology annotation, molecular function: protein binding. Lineage: Eukaryota; Fungi; Ascomycota; Eurotiomycetes; Eurotiales; Aspergillaceae. The record is from RefSeq and is a predicted model, not a curated record. The transcript has 3 exons. The coding region runs from base 250 to 1581 and encodes 443 amino acids.